Messenger RNA from Hydractinia symbiolongicarpus, 1250 nucleotides. RefSeq lists its product as uncharacterized. Bases 51 to 1205 code for a protein of 384 amino acids. NCBI's taxonomy places the organism in Eukaryota, Metazoa, Cnidaria, Hydrozoa, Anthoathecata, Hydractiniidae. The record is from RefSeq and is a predicted model, not a curated record. The transcript is spliced from 11 exons.
UCAUCUAUUUCUAGAAUAUAAAACUUCAUAUAUACAACAUUUGAUACAUUAUGGUUUUGUCAAAACGAAAUAGUCACAAAAAGAAAGACGAAGAGAAAGAGCCUGUUCUUAAAAAUAAAUCUGACAGUGAAAACAAAGAGAAAAAACAUGAAAGCUGGAUGUGUACUCGGAUUGCAUCUAAUCUGCUAAAAGUUGUUUUCUUUAUUCUUGUUAUACCGGCUUUCUUGAACUUUGCAGCUUUGACAAGAGAAGAAAAAGAAUUUAGACCUGAAGGAGUGCUUAUUGAUGUAAAACAUGGUCAAAAAUUGUUUAAAAGUUGUAUUGGUACAGGAAAACCAACCGUUAUCUUGGAUUCACCUAUUGGAGAAACGUCUGAUGUGUGGAGUCUGGUUCAACCAGCAGUGGCAAAGUUUACCAAAGUAUGUAUUUAUGAUAGAGCUGGUCUUGGAUUUAGCGAUAGAGUUGUUAAAGGUGUAAACGAAAGUAAAACACAUGGCAAAGCUCAUACUGUGGAACGUAUGGCUGAGGAUUUACACAAAUUAUUUGAGAAUGAAGAGAAGCCGUAUAUACUUGUUGGUGCAGAUCUUGGUGCUACAGCUAUGAAGUUUUACACACAGAUCUUUCAAGAUACUGUGGCUUCAGCUGUUUUUAUUAAUCCGUUAUUUAAUGGUCUCUUUCUGGGCAAAGACAAUCCAUGGACAGCAUAUUGGUUCAACUCAUAUUUACCUUCACUGCAACUCCAUCAUAUAUCAUCCGCACUUGGCUUGACAAGGCUUGGCUUGCAGACAAAAUUGUUACACCAACCCAUGAAUUAUCCUGGGGCAUCAGAAGAUGUACAAAGAAGGCAGAAAUAUUUGCGAUGUAAACCAGGCCAUAUGAGCUCGGUGGUGGAAGAAAGUUACUUCUUAAAUGAGAGUUUGUCUCAAGCAAGAAUGCUUCAGAAAAUACGCCCCUUUCCUGACAUUCCGGUCACGGUGGUAUGGACAGAUCAAUAUAAUGAGAAAAUGUCACCAGCUCGUACGCAGGUCUGGUUAAAGUCCCAUGAAAUGUUCAUGAAAACAUUUGCGCCGAAAGACGUUCAAGUGAUUAAAAUGAAAGACUUUUUACCCAAGACUCUGUUUACCAAAUAUAAAAGUAUAGCAAGAAUAAUAGAAAAAGCAGUUACUAAAUGGAGGACUAAGACAAAACAUACAGCGAAAUAUUAACUUCGAGAUUGUAUGAAUGUUCGGAUUUUAUGCUUUUACAAUUUA